AUGUCGGUCAAUCCCGCACCCACGCCCUCGCACGAGGUCAAGACGGUGCUGAUCGCCAUCCACGAUUUCAACAACCGGUCGGAGGACGAGCUGACGUUUGUGUCCGGCGAGCAAAUCCAGGUGAUUGAAAACGACUUUGAAUUCAAAGACGGUUGGUACAUUGGCAAGCGGCUCAUCACGGGCGCCACGGGCCUGUUUCCACGCGUCUUUGCGUCCACCGUGGACGAGCUCAUGGACGCGGACGUCCAGCCGGGCCAGCAGCUUCCUUCUUCGGGCCCCACAACUCCCGCAGGCUCGAAUCCAAGCUCACGGGUCGUUUCGCAAUCACAGCAAUCGCCAUCGGUCACAAAGACGCUCACAGACAUCGAUGAGGUGCUUUCGGAGCUCAACAACCACACAAGCCAGCUGUCGGUGACCAAGAAGGCGUCGGCCAACGGAGGCGAGCUGGACCCAGCACGCGUCAUGUCGUGGACGCCGAUACAGGUGGCAAGAUGGUUCGAGAACCGGGGCUUUGAGCCGGCCAUCCCCAAGCUCUUUGUCGAACACAAGAUAUCAGGUGCCAUCCUCACCGAGCUCGAGCUGCAACAUCUCAAGGAGCUGGACAUCACGUCGUUCGGCACGCGGUUCGAGGUGUACAAGGAGAUUGAGAAGCUGCGGGGCGAUCCCAUGUCGCCGCGGCCAACCAGUGGCAGUACCAACCGACGCUCCUCCACCGCAUACGUGUCGCCUAAGAAGGGUCAUAUGCGGAAACGGUCCCAGUCUCUGGACAAUCUUGAUUCUCCUAGACUGAAUAGCGAGUUUCCAAUUUCGUCGCCUUCCACCGCUACACCCAGCACGGAGUUUGCUAUCCCCCAAGGAGGCACUAUUGACGACUUUGGUUUUGAAGAGGGACAGCCCCAGCAACCACCAUCACAGCGACUGUCUCAGUCACAACGACAAUCACAGUCUGAGCCCCAGACACAGAGGAGUUCGGUACACGACCCUCGCCUGUCUGCAUCGCAGCAACAGCAAUCUCGAGGACGGUCAUCAGCCAACGUGUCUAACAACAGCUCACGUCAAUCAGUUACAGAGCCUCCCAAACACGAUCUUCCCGAGUUGCCGCGCAAGACGCAGCAGCCACCAGAGGGGGCUGUCGAUUCACGCAAAUCUAAGGAAUCCGUUCGGGAUUUCCCCCGCAAGUCUCGUGAGUCGCAACGUCCUCCCCUCCAGCACGCCCACUCGUCGCACUCGACGCCACAUUCGGUCAUGGACUCGCCCCAGCUGCACCGCCACCCCUCGGCGGGGCAUUCUCUCUCAUCUGAGAACGCCACUCAUUUGGACUCGGACUCGCUGUCGUCAUCCCCAGAGCCGAAAUCGAGAUCGUCGCGACGAUCUUCUCUUCUUGACGCGGUCAUGAACGCCCCCUUGAGUCCUUCCAAGCGUUCUGGGCGAGAAGUAGGCUCCUCAGAUCCCGAUCUCACUCUGUCGCCCAUCCAGCACCAGAAAGAGCAGCGUCCAGAGGCCAUGCCCACUCCUCCCACACCCAAGAGAACCGGCAGCGGUCCCUUCAGAACGCUCCGAAAGACUCCCUCGGCCUCCAACAUGCGGUCCAAGAGUCUCAGCUCGAAGCAGAAGACGUCGGCCUUCCGAGAAGGUAUCAAGCACGUGAAUCCCCGCGAGGCUGCCAAGAAGGCCGACUUUUCGGGCUGGAUGUCCAAGAAGGGUUCUCAGAGCGUGGGCACGUGGAAGCAACGGUUCUUCUGUCUCACAGGCACCCGGCUGUCGUACUUUGCAUCUCUUAACGACACCUACGAGCGAGGACUAAUUGACCUGACGGCCCACAAGGUGGUUCCUGCACGUGACAAUGAAGACAAGCUGGUGGCUUUGUAUGCAUCGGGCACAGGAGCAGGUAGAUACUGCUUCAAGCUGUUGCCGCCGGCUCCUGGGUCCAAAAAGGGACUCAUGUUCACUGUCCCCAAGGUGCACUACUUUGCGGUGGACACCGCGGAAGAGAUGAAGGGAUGGAUGAAUGCAUUUCUCAAGGCCACCAUUGACCGAGAUGAUACAGUUCCUAUUGUGUCGUCGUGUGUGACUCCUACUGUGACACUGAAUCGGGCCCAGGAGAUGCUGCAGGAGUCACACAAGAACAUGGCGUUGUUGCAGAGCCAGCUGGAUGCCAACGGAGGAGACAUCGAGGCUGCUGAACAGGCUAUUGGCAUCAAGACUCCUCCCAUGUACAGUGACGAGUUUACGGUUCCCAAUGGUGGAGUGACGCGUAAGAAGUCGAUGGUCAUUUCCCCCACCUCACCGGCGUCCUCUUCCAUGCAGUCGCCGAAGAGUUAUCAGACUGCGAGUCCGCAGGUUCCAGAUAUGCCCAGUAUUGAGGGCAGUUUACAGGACUAA
Molecule: messenger RNA, 2382 nt
Organism: Yarrowia lipolytica CLIB122
Lineage: Eukaryota; Fungi; Ascomycota; Dipodascomycetes; Dipodascales
Biological process (GO): retrograde transport, endosome to Golgi; endosome organization; receptor recycling
Cellular component (GO): recycling endosome; early endosome; trans-Golgi network
Molecular function (GO): protein binding
Source: RefSeq, a predicted model, not a curated record